Cydia strobilella is the source of this 2071-nucleotide messenger RNA. RefSeq lists its product as uncharacterized. The record is from RefSeq and is a predicted model, not a curated record. NCBI's taxonomy places the organism in Eukaryota, Metazoa, Arthropoda, Insecta, Lepidoptera, Tortricidae. The transcript is spliced from 3 exons. Bases 244 to 1227 code for a protein of 327 amino acids.
ACGAAUUUAUCUUCUGAUUUCCUUAUCGUAACUCAAAUAACAGUGAGCCGGGUAUUCCCUUUAGAAUUCACAGUAUAAUGUGGACCCGGGUAAGGGCGAUAAAAAAAUAUUGCAAGAUUUUUCAACGACGUGCGAAGAAUGAGUAAUAUUAAUGAUAUCAUACAUAGGACUUCAAUGUUUGCAUCAUUAAGUCAGUGAUUAUUGCCAUCUUCGAUUUAUUUCCUCGUCUGUUUUAUAAGAACGAUGUUAUUACGUUGUGCGGCGUUGUUUUUGUUUCUAAAUGUUGUGAGGACAUCUGAGGUUGCUGGUCUGAGUAAGGAUUUUGUUAGUAAUGUUAACGCGAGAUACUCGUUAUGGCCGUCGAUUCACCAUGGAAUUAGAUUGAUGACGAUACGUAAGCGCGAGGUGGAGGCGCAAACGACACUGAAGCCUGAAGUACCCUCUGGCCAGGCUGUGGUGCAGGUUAAUUCAGGAAACCAGGGCCCAAGUGAAGGUCAAUCUGCUGCCCAGAGCGAAACUAAGAUUUAUGUGAAUCCUGUUCUGCCCCCUCAGUCUACUGAUAAGCCUCAGUCUCCUAAUAUUGUCUCUGAAUCGUCUCUGUUGGUUAAAUCUCAUGUGUCGCCAAGUAAUAUAACCAAAAAUGAUAAGGAUGGAGAAAAAGCUGCAAUUUUGGAUAACAAAACAGUGCACAAACUUGAUAAAGCAAACACAACAAGUGAUAAUUCAACCAGUAUAGUUGAUGAUAAAACAAAAGUACAUAACACAACAGCUACAGAACCACCUAAAAUCAACCUAAGUGACCCUGGAGUUGUCAAACGGGCUGCUAUAGUAUUUGGUGGAUUUGCUCUGCUGGCAAUGGCAUACUACUUCAUAAUAUACAGGAAAAAAGCCAACACCAGUGAUGCUAAAAAUACACACAGCUCAAUUGAUCCUAAUCAAUUCCGCUAUGGUGUUUUACAAUCAGAAGACAACAGAAGUAACAUGGAGUUAUCCCGGGUGCCGCUAACAAUGGAAUCGGAUGAGGAUGACGAUGAAGACUUGGAAAUAUUCGACCUAGGGCAGAAGAAAAAGUCACUAUCAUAUAUCAACUUAGAACAACAUGAUGAAGAUAUUGUCUUAAAUGACUCAAGAAGUAUAGAUAUAGAGAAUCUCCUUGUGGACAUUGAUGACACGAAUACGGACACUCUGAUUAACUGGUCAGGCAACGGUAGUAAGUCAGUGUUAUAAUAAGUGUCUAGCUGGAUAGCAUUCUCUGAAAUAUUUAAUUUAUUUUAUUAAUUGAUUUAUUCAUAUAAAAUAUGUGUACAAUCCUUAGAAAAGGUUACUGGGAAUUAAAUUUCAAAUGGGGACAAACGCAAAUUUUAUAUGAAUCAACACGAAAAAUGUUGCAUUUAAGAGCAUCUUAUUGAUAAAUUGUUGUAAUUAGACAGGAUGUAACUAUAUGUCUAAUUAGUAGGUAAUUUGAAUAUGAUUAAGCGCCUAACUGCUGAGCAGAGAGCUCUCGUAAAGGGAAUAACAAGCUUAAAAUUUGUAAAAUAGGGUAUAAUGUUAAAUGAUUGUGUAGAUAGCGCUUAGUUUGGUACAUAUUACAUCAAGACCAUGACUUUGAAAUAUGACGAGACUCAAUGAGUGUCUUGCAUACCAUAGCAGCAAACUAUUUGGUGGCAUCACUACAAUAGUUUCAGUUUGUUCAUAUUUAGUCUUAUUUGAUAACAACGCGUGUAACCGGCGUCUUACGUAAGCGAACAAUUCGCGAACGCCAAGCGACGCGGCGCAGCGGGCCCACUGCAUUCGCGUUCGCAACGAGAUCGUCCACGUAGGACACUUCUACGUAUCAAAGGAUUGAUUCACCCCGCGCCGCAUCGCUUCGCGUUCGCGUGUUGUUCGCCUAAGUAGUACUUACGCUGCGGAACUAGCCGGAUUUUGCUUCGUUUUAUUCUUGACCUUGUCUACGCGUGAAAUAAAGGAAACUUGGCGUUAUUUGUGAUAAACUCGUUGUUAUAGAAAAUUUCGACACUACCCGUAAUUAGUAAGAUUAGUACGGCUACCAUCAGUAUGGUACUGACAUAAA